Messenger RNA from Helobdella robusta, 2151 nucleotides. RefSeq lists its product as hypothetical. The record is from RefSeq and is a predicted model, not a curated record. The transcript is spliced from 21 exons. Lineage: Eukaryota; Metazoa; Annelida; Clitellata; Rhynchobdellida; Glossiphoniidae. The annotation marks the transcript as partial. Gene Ontology annotation, molecular function: protein binding.
AACCCUCGCAGGUACAAGUUGAUAACAGAGAACGACGUGCAGCUAUGCCGUCUGAACCACACGAAGACGGUCGUCAGUAAGAUUAUGAACUCGAAGUACUUACGUAGAUGGGAGCACCACCAUCUUAUUCUCGGAAACUCGGAAAUCUUUUCUACAUCGCCUUCCGGAUUUAUGGAAUCUAGCAUUCCGUAUAGCAGUAUCCUGGAUAUCAAUGUUAUAUCCCGAUGGGACGCUGGUCAAAAAUUUUGCAUCAGACUAACCAUCGCCGAUGGAUCCGUACUAUUGCAAGCUUCCAAUUCUUACUUGAGAGACCAAUGGCUACAUUCAAUUCAGUGGAAGCGUUACAUAUCUAAGUAUGACAAACUUCUCCGUAACACCAAAAGGCCAGAUGUCCUGACCAAAGAAAUAAAACAACUGAUUGAUCUUUCGCUAACAACACCUAUCCAAGACGACAGCGUCAACCAAUUUCCGCUCGAUUUAGUAUCUUUGCUACUAAAAGAAGUUAACUCGAUAAACCACGUAGCGUACGAACAGAUCAUAAUCGCCCUGGCACCGCUUCUUGAAAAAAACCACCCAACCCAACAGAUGUGCGAUUUCUUCACGAAGCACUGCAAACACAGUCCUCGCUCCAGGGCUACGGUCGAACUUUUUACGCCCGUCAUCUUCAGAAUCCUCAAGCAUAACGUGGAUUUCGGCAGAUACGUGCGUAUGCAAGUUUUUAUACAAGAAUACAUCCAGGCACUCAGAAGCCAAAAUGGUGGUUCUCAAAUUGUCAGGGAGUUCAUUAAGAGUUUGCACGGCCCCUCAACGACCUGCCCUCACCCCAGGGUUCUGCCAAACUUGGUGGCCGUCUGUUUCUCUACUGUCUUCAGUUACUAUGAAGAUAGGAAAAAAAGGUUGUUGAUGUGUAUGUGUGUGUGUGCGUGCGUGUGUAUGACUCAGUCGUCAUCGACGCCAGCAGCAGUAGGAGCCGCAACCACAACAGCCACAAACAUCAAUGAACAUAUCAGUGACGACGACGAUGAUGAUGACGGUGGCUGCAAAUACAUCGGGAGGAAUAAAAUAAAAAGAAAUCAUCAUCAUCGUCGUCGUCAUCGUCAUCAUCGUCAUCAUCAUCAGCGUCGUCUUCCUGAUGAUGAUGUUGCUGAUGAUGGUGAUGAUGGUAACGAUGAUGAUGAAAGAUUACUCACCUAUAUUGAUAUUCUGCGAUUCAUGUCGGAAUUUGAUGACUGGCGAUUACAACUGGCUAUCUUACUUCAGCCCAUUCCAUUUCCAGACGACGCUCUAGCCCAUCGUCUGUUUACGAAUCGUAUGAAGCCACUGCUGCACAACCUAGCCUCUGACGAAAGAUGCGACGUUCAUUCAUCCAUUCUCGGAUUGAGAGAAGAGAAAGCCGGGUGGUUUGAUGUUUACUGUCCUGGGGGGAUCGCCUCUGAAGACGACGACGACGAUGAGUUGUAUACUGUUAUGCUGAUGAAGUUGAUAAGGUGUUGCUGCAGACGCAAGAAAUUCUUCUACACCCACAUAAAAAUGAUCAGUGCCUGGCAGCUGUUAGCAGUUAGAGGAAAUGAAGCUGCUAUUGAGGCAUUAUGUUUAGUUCUUGAGUUUGAGAUCUGUGAGAAGGAAGACAACAAGCUGCAGACCAUCGCCACGCUGCAGAAUACUUCGGUCGGUAAGAAGAUGUACAAUGAACUCUGUCAGAGGCAGAUUCAACUGCAAGAAAUUCAACAGAAAGGUGGUCCCAAAAGAUUGACCUUGCCCUCAAGGUCAACAGACGACGACCUUCGACGAAUGCUCAGUUCGGGAGCGUUUGGAAAUUUGGAGUGUCUUACAUUAGCUUUUACGCAGGUGACUAGCGCAUGUGCACUCGAUCUUAUAAAGUUGCCGUCGUUAAGAUAUCUCAAUCUCUGGUCGACACAGUUUGGCGAUACAGGCCUACAAGUCAUCUCAGAAUACAUGCCAAAAUUACAAGUGCUAAACCUCUGUGAGACUCCCGUUACUGAUAAAGGGUUGAGCUGUCUUUCAGCAAUGAGGAAUUUGAGGAAGUUGAACUUAAACAGCACUCAUUUGUCGGCCCCAACAUUUCAAGAACUUAAAGAAAAACUGCCAUCUUUAAUAGAAUGUGACGUCAAAUAUACAGACGCCUGGUGA